AUUUAACGCAUUAUGCAAUCGGUGAUUGACAACUAAUCUGAUACGAGCCAAGCAAAAGAAAAAGAGGUGUGGCCUCUCAGAUCACUGCACUGCUAACAUAACAACAAUCAAAUAGUUUGUUUCUCCUGAUAAACCUGAGAUUUACAUACACAAACACAAUGGGCAAUUUAUUUGGAGGAAAUAAAAAGUCACGUGUUACUGAACAGGAUAAGGCUGUACUGCAAUUGAAGCAGCAACGUGACAAAAUGAAAAUGUACCAGAGGAAGAUCGAGGCCUCAUUAGUUAAAGAGAGAGAGCUGGCAAAGAAGUUACUCAAAGAGGGAAAGAAGGAGAGAGCCAAGUCGCUGCUGAAGAAGAAGCGCUAUCAGGAAUCGCUGCUCGCUAAGACAGACAGUCAAUUAGACAACCUGGAGAAGAUGACAUCGGAGAUAGAAUUUGCCCAGAUCGAGCACCAGGUCAUUGAUGGACUCAAAACUGGCAAUGAUUGUCUGAAGAAAAUGCACCAGAUGAUGUCUCUUGACGAUGUAGAGAAGAUCAUGGAUGAUACCAGGGAAGGCAUUGAAUAUCAAAAUGAGAUUGAUGAGUUGCUUGCCGGUGGAUUGACCGAGGAGGAUGAAGAAGCAGUGCUGGCUGAGCUUCUAGAGAUGACAGGUGAAGCAGAGGUCACCCUACCUACUGUGCCUCAAGAUGAACUUCCUGAAAUCGAUGAAAGUGAAAAACAGAGGGAGAAGGAACAGAGACGGGAACGGAAAGAGCCAGAGCUGGUGCCAGCGUCAUGAUGAUAUUCAUCUUAUAAAUGUAGGAGAACUUUUCAUCUUUUGCUAAACUGGAUACAUCGAUCAGCAAGUAUUGACCUUCAGCCUGGAAGUGAGCAAACAUAGAGGACAUCAUUACCU
Molecule: messenger RNA, 896 nt
Organism: Strongylocentrotus purpuratus (purple sea urchin)
Lineage: Eukaryota; Metazoa; Echinodermata; Echinoidea; Camarodonta; Strongylocentrotidae
Gene: chmp6
Product: charged multivesicular body protein 6
Exons: 7
Coding region: 159-779 (206 amino acids)
Biological process (GO): late endosome to vacuole transport via multivesicular body sorting pathway; vesicle budding from membrane
Cellular component (GO): ESCRT III complex; multivesicular body
Source: RefSeq, a predicted model, not a curated record